Molecule: messenger RNA, 2232 nt
Organism: Ananas comosus (pineapple)
Lineage: Eukaryota; Viridiplantae; Streptophyta; Magnoliopsida; Poales; Bromeliaceae
Product: 2-alkenal reductase (NADP(+)-dependent)-like
Exons: 8
Coding region: 65-2086 (673 amino acids)
Biological process (GO): carbohydrate metabolic process
Molecular function (GO): oxidoreductase activity, acting on the CH-CH group of donors, NAD or NADP as acceptor; polygalacturonase activity
Source: RefSeq, a predicted model, not a curated record
CUUCCAAUACUUAUUCCUACCUGUCCAUCUACCUAUCAACCAUAAUUAACUGCAACUUAGCCUCAUGGCACAAUCCCUAUCACUCCUUUCCUUUCUUCUUCUUUUUUCUUAUUAUUCCACUCUAACAAUGGGGGCCUACAAUGUACUAAACUACGGCGCGGAGCCCGACGGCCAAACUGACUCGGCGAAAGCAUUCCUAAGUGCGUGGGCCGAUGCGUGUGGAUCCGGCAGCCCCGCGACGAUGUACGUCCCCGCGGGCAAUUUCUUCGUCAGCCAGGCCGUCUUUCAAGGGCCCUGCAAAAGUUCCGAGAUCAAGAUGUACAUUGACGGGACCGUCGUCGCCUCGUCGAGCUACGACGGGGAGGCGGCCUGGUUGAUGUUCAAGUAUGUCGAUGGUUUGUCCAUCUUCGGCGGGACUAUCGACGGGCAGGGGCGGGCUUUCUGGGCUUGCAAGACGGCCGGUCGGAGUUGCCCCUCGAGCACCACCUCACUUACCAUUGCUAAAUCGAACAACAUCCUCAUCAGCGGGCUGUCGACGGUGAACAGCAAGGGCUUCCACAUCUCCAUUUUCGGCAGUAACGGCGUGACGGUGCAAGGCGCGAAGAUCACCGCGCCCGGUAACAGCCCCAACACUGACGGCAUUCACAUCCAGAUGUCGAGCGACGUCACCGUCACGAGCAGCAGCAUAAAGACUGGCGACGACUGCAUCUCGAUCGGCGAGGGCGCAAACAAUGUGUGGAUUGAGAAGAUCAACUGCGGCCCCGGUCACGGCAUAAGCAUUGGAAGCUUGGGGGAUACACCGUCGGAGUCCGGGGUGCAGAACAUCACGGUGAUGUCGGUCGUUUUCACCGGAACGCAGAACGGGCUCAGGAUCAAGACGUGGGGGAAACCGUACAGCGGAUUCGUGAAGGACGUAAAGUUCGAGCACGCCGUCAUGCAGAACGUCCAGAACCCCAUCAUUGUUGAUCAAAACUACUGCCCUGGCGACGUUAACUGUCCAGACCAGCGGAGACGAAGAGGACGGAGCUCGGAGAUCGCAACAAUGGCGGCGGAGGGGGAGGAGCUGAGCAACAAGAGGAUCAUCUUCAAGGACUACGUCGUAGGGUUCCCCACCGAGGACGACAUGGUCCUCACCCCCUCCACCAUCCGAUCGAAGGUCCCCAAGGGAUCGACGGCCGUGAUCCUCAAGAACCUCUACCUCUCCUGCGACCCCUACAUGCGUUGGCGCAUGUCGGCGCCCGAGCACGAGAGCUACACUGACGCCUUCGUUCCGGGAUCUGUCAUUGUUGGUUAUGGUGUGGCGAAAGUUGUCGACUCUGGACACCCAGAUUUCACAGCUGGAGACUUGGUCUGGGGAUUAACUGGUUGGGAAGAGUACAGUCUGAUAACUGCACCUGAAGGCUUGAUGAAAAUCAAACACACCGAUGUCCCGCUUUCUUAUUAUACGGGCAUCUUAGGAAUGCCGGGGCAUACUGCUUAUAUUGGAUUCCAUGAAAUAUGUUCUCCAAAGAAAGGAGAAAGAGUCUAUGUUUCAGCGGCAUCAGGCGCAGUUGGUCAGCUUGUUGGCCAAUUUGCUAAGCUGAUGGGGUGCUAUGUGGUUGGGAGUGCAGGCUCCAAAGAAAAGGUUGAUCUCUUAAAGAAUAAGUUUGGGUUUGAUGAUGCUUUUAACUAUAAGGAGGAGAAAGAUCUCAAUGCUGCCUUGAAAAGGUGUUUCCCAGACGGAAUCGACAUCUACUUCGAGAACGUGGGGGGCCGAAUGCUUGACGCAGUUCUUCUGAACAUGAGAGCUCACGGUCGAAUCGCGGUCUGCGGAUUAAUAUCUCAGUACAACCUCACCCAGCAAGAAGGCAUCCACAACUUGUUCAACGUCGUGACGAAAAGGCUCCUCUUGCAAGGCUUCAUUUUCCCGGAUCACCUGCACCUCUAUCCCAAGUUCUUGGAAAUGGUCAUUCAGUAUAUAAGAGAAGGUAAAGUCGUUUACGUCGAGGAUGCUGCAGAAGGAAUAGAGAAGGCUCCUUCCGCACUCGUCGGCCUCUUUGCGGGCCGUAAUGUCGGCAAACAGGUUGUCGUCGUCGCCCGCGACUGAUGUGUCUGAGUGUUGCAAUUAUUGUUGUGGAUUUGUGCAAUUAUUGUUUGUGUGUAUCAAUCAACUCUGCUGUAGUUGGUGUCAGCAAUGAAGAUGACAUUUGUGAUCAGAAUAAUGAAAUGAUAUUUCUAAGAUCAGAGGUUUUA